UAUCUGUGUUAUUACCUCAAGCGAAUAUUUGAAGUGCCAUAACGGAGAAACUGGGAACCACAGUGCUUAGUAUCGGUGUCGGGAUAGCAAUAUCAGUGUCGGUGCUAGAAUGACAAUGCCGAUAUCAGUGACUGUGUCAAUGUCAGAGUAAGGGCCAAUAUCAGACGUAAAGCUCCGAGUGAAUAUUCGAAGUACCACGACAGAGCAAUUAGAAGCUGGCAUGUCCAAUUGGAAAACCAGAACAAAGGACGCAGAACAAGGUCAUGCGUAGCGCCAAGAUCGUACAUGGUGCCUUGUUGCUGCUCGCGGCGGUAACGAGUGCGAAUUCGACAAAAUGCAGCCGGCUCAUAGACGGCGUCACCACGCCACGCUCCAAUGCCGAAGGCAGAUAUAACUUUUUCAUGACGUUGUACAACAGGACCGAGCUCGUUUAUGCGUACAUGCCCAACACACGGUACAGCGUAACUCUGCAGAUCGACGGUACCGAUCAGCUGCAUCGGAAGUUCACCAGAUUCCUCAUAUCUGCCGAGGCCGAAAAUGCAAACGACACUGCAGACGUCGGGAUUUUUGAUCUUCAGGAUGACACGAUGACUAAAUUCGCGGAUAAUUGCGCCAAUGCCGUCGUGGAGACGUCCAAGGUGCUGAAGGAGGAGAUAACCGUUGUCUGGACCAGUCCUUCCGAAGGUAGCGGUUGUAUACUCCUCAGAGCAACGGUGAUGGAGACACCGGACACGUGGUACAUGGACGACUUCGACUUGAUCCUCAAUAUGUGUCAAGACUCAAAAGCAGAAGCCGACGAUCAGGGGCCGGUGUUGACGGAUUGCUGCACCUGCGAUGAAGCAAAGUAUGAGGUUACUUUCGAAGGAUUAUGGUCGCGCAACACACAUCCCAAAGAUUUUCCAAGCAAGAGCUGGCUGAUCCGAUUUUCGGACGUGAUCGGCGCGUCACACACCGGCGAUUACAGGUUUUGGCGUUACAACGGCAUGGCUAGCAUCGGGCUGCGACAGGUGGCCGAGCACGGCGCCACGCGAAAACUGGAAGGCGAGCUGAAGAAUCGGAGCGAGCACAUCAGGACUAUCAUAAAAGCGAGAGGAAUUAGUUAUCCGAACGUCACCGGCAGAACUUUCGCGGUGUUUCGCGUAGAUCGCAAGCACCAUUUGAUGUCUCUGGUAUCCAUGAUCGAUCCAUCACCGGAUUGGAUAGUUGGCGUCUCCGGUCUCGAGCUCUGUCUGUCUAAUUGCUCAUGGAUUGAACACAAGGAGCUUAAUUUGUACCCUUAUGAUGCUGGUACCGACAAUGGCAUCACAUAUUUGUCGCCCGAUGAGCCGACAGUACCGCAGGAAUCAAUCCGACGUAUAACAUCUACUUACCCGAACGACUCCAGGUCACCCUUUUACGAUCCGGCAGGGUUGGACAUGAAACCCCUCGCGAAGCUUUACUUGAAUAGGCAGAGGUUGUACGAGAAGACUUGCGACGACGCUAGCGAGGCACUGGAUGAAACAGGUGUAUCGGAAUCGAAUAAGAAAAGUAAGGCAUGCAGAGUGACGCCCUGGGGCGAAUGGGGUCCGUGUUCGGUUACCUGUGGCAGAGGCAAUCAGCUGAGGCAACGUCAUUUUCGCGACGAAGCGACAGCGAUCGCGAACAAGUGCAGCACACUGCUGACGGAUCGGAGUGCUUGCUUUAACUCGCAAAGCCCUUAUUGCACCAGUUCCGGCCGUUACGACGGUAUACUGGACAGCGAUAUGUGCGAACUGUCCGAAUGGGGGUCGUGGAGCUCGUGCUCGUCGACCUGCGGCGAGGGCAGCAUGACGCGAUCCAGAAAUUUCCGGCAGAAGAAGUACCGGAAACAGUGCAAGAUGGUGCCGAACGGGCCGAGUCUGCAGCAGUCGAUCGACUGCGAGAACGACCCGUGCGAGGGCGAGGAUGCGGACGAGGUAAGGGAAGAUACGAGUAAUGUGGAGAACAACUACGAGGACUAUGGCGAGAGGGCGGACGGGACUGGAGAGGUAAUCGAGGACUGGCUGGAGAAAUGUCCCAGCGAUCAGUACACGGAGUGGUCUAUGUGGUCACCGUGCAGCUCCAGCUGCGGGCCAGGCAUUAAGUUGAGGUCCAGGCUAGUAAACAACAACUGGAGCGUCCUGGGAAAAGACGACGAGGACAGCCACGAGGAAUGCAAAGUGCAACAGUCGUACUGCACAGCUGAAAUUUCAAGCUGCAACAUCACGAAGGACGAAGCUGAGAGGAUUUGCAGUGAGCCCAUGAAGAAGGGUCGUUGCUCUUCUAACAUAUUGCGAGCCUAUUUCGACAAACAAACCGGCCGCUGCCGUCUAUUCAGUUACACCGGAUGCGACGGCAAUCGGAAUAAUUUUCCGACCGAGCAGGACUGCAAUAACGUCUGCGGCAACUUUCAAAGAGAAUUGCGGGCGAACCUGUCGGCGAUCAUGAAAAACUUUAAGGUGUCCCUUAGCAGCGUCCUCAGCUACCACAUUCCUGUGCAGGAGCAGCAGCAACAGCAACAGCAGCAGCAGCAGCACCGUACGAAGGCGAAGAGAGCGCAAUACGAAAAGGCAAACUUCGGGAACAUCCAGACGAGCAGUCUGAUAAUGGAAUCGAGCGAGGACAUUAAAGUGGACUGUCAGGCCACUGGAUGGAGUAGAUGGACGAGCUGCGACGGCUGUCACGGCUACAAAACCAGCACCAGAAAGAUCAUGGUCUCGGCCAAAGGCGGAGGUAAGAGCUGUCCGAAGAAGACUAUCCGAAGGAGGAAGUGCAGUAAGGUUCCACCGUGCUCUGAACAGGGUGACGGGAAAAGUCGACGAUCCUUUCGGGACAACUCUGAAGAAAAAGCCAAUUACGGAAACAAUCAUGACACGUUAUUCAAUAAACACAUUUCAGUGAACUGCAAAGUGACGCACUGGUCGACGUGGUCGGGAUGCAGCGCGACUUGCGGCGAUGACGCGAUGCGGAAUCGUGUCCGCAGCGUGAAGGUGCAACCGCGGGGACCCCGGCCUCGACUUUGUCCACCUCUGGCGGAAUUCAGGAAAUGUCCCGUGGUGGAGUGUCCGCAGUAACGAAGUACGCGGUAACUUCGUUAUCGGUGCAACGUUUCAUCGUUCGCUCUACGACGAAUAGUCGACGAAAAAUUGCAUGCCGCAAUCUGUGCACGGCGUGGCGCGUCCGUUCGAAUAUUGGAAUUUAUAUGACGACUCUCGUUAGACUGAUUAGCGAACCAUUCUCUCUUUUUAUAUCUUUUUCUUGAACGUCGGAUCUAAUCGAAAUUUCGUGACGCGUCUGAGAGGUGCAAAGGUGACCGUUGUGAAGCUAUCGUGAAACAGAGAUAACACUGGACGACAGCAAUUUGACGAAAUUUGAUCCGAAAACUUAACGCUUUUCAGUACUUAAGACUCGAUGUAGGAUUUUACGAUCGGCCUUGUAUUGUCAGGACAUUAUCAGAUGCAGAAUUUUCGCUGCGAAAACGAAUAAUUAUGAUUUUUGAUGUUACUUAUAUGAUAUAGACGAUUAAAGUCACCGUUAAUCGCGGUAAUUUCCGUGUUUAAUAGACUUUUUCUAGGAUUUCUGUUAUGGUUUUCGCUAGUAUGCUUACAAGUUUAAGUUUCAUUGGAUUAACAGUCGCAGAUCGACCAAGUGUUGACUCUAAUAUAACGCCCGCUAUCCCAUAUGGGAUACGUUAUAAUCUAAAUUAUUUUGAGCGUGACUCCAAAUAGAAUUUAUGUGUGAUCGUCGUAUAAUAUUUAUUCUUUCUCAAGAGAUCACAGAGAAAAGAGCGAGGGUUUUUCGGACUUAGUUCUAUCUAUUCUGCAUUUACACUCACCUUAUGUCCUCCAGUGUGAAUUUGUUACGCACAGAAAAGUCGUGCCAUCAAUAACCACGUUAUUUAACGAUUCGUCAUGUCGAUACCGGAAUAUCUAAUGAUAGAUUUAAUACGACGACAGAUAUAAUACACAAUCGCUUCAUUCAACUCACAGUUAAAGAGUGCGUUAAAAUACAUACAACGUCAUUCACGCGACAUGGUGUUAAGACGAAACCAAUUUGCAUUCCAACGCGCCAGUCGUGCUUAGAAAACGAGAAGAUAAUUCUUGCGAUUAAUAUCACUUAUAAUAACGACACUCGUAUAGUCUUUUCUUUUUCACGAAAAAAGAAGGCAAAAACUAUCGCAUUUCAUGUUUCUGAUUCCGGUUCAAACGGUUAAAAUGGAAAAAAAUAAGUAAAAAGCGAAAUAAUCUGCAACAUAGUAAUGUUACACGUUUAUAUAUAGAUUAAAAUAUAAAGCCGCUCUCUCCUUUGUAGCGCAAGAGUAAGAUAUGCGCGAAUAUGAGGAGAAUCACUCGUGUAACGAUAACGUUUGUUUGUACGUGCGCGUAUCAUAUUCAUAGCAUUUAUCAUGCAUUACAGAUCUCAAUGUAAGACCAAAACUCGUAAUAACAUCAGUUUGGAAACUAAGAACCACACGGUACUUUAAAAACCAUGACUGUAAAAUGCGACGUAGACAUAUCAGUAGAUAGUAAGUCGUUCGUUUAGUGCAUAAUGAGAAGUUUCUUUAACACACAAUUCUCUUUACUCUUCAUUGACAAUAAACGAAAUCGUGUAGAUGUAUGGUACAAAGAAAGAAACAAUUUAAACGUCAUUCUUUUGUAAAAGCAUUAUGAUAUAAUCAUAAUAAAGAUAAUCGCUAUAAUUAAGUA
Messenger RNA from Odontomachus brunneus, 4703 nucleotides. Its product is annotated as spondin-1. Gene Ontology annotation, cellular component: extracellular matrix. Gene Ontology annotation, biological process: cell adhesion. Bases 264 to 3071 code for a protein of 935 amino acids. NCBI's taxonomy places the organism in Eukaryota, Metazoa, Arthropoda, Insecta, Hymenoptera, Formicidae. Gene Ontology annotation, molecular function: serine-type endopeptidase inhibitor activity. The record is from RefSeq and is a predicted model, not a curated record. The transcript has 17 exons.